Messenger RNA from Fusarium falciforme, 1677 nucleotides. RefSeq lists its product as hypothetical. The transcript has a single exon. The coding region runs from base 1 to 1677 and encodes 558 amino acids. The record is from RefSeq and is a predicted model, not a curated record. Lineage: Eukaryota; Fungi; Ascomycota; Sordariomycetes; Hypocreales; Nectriaceae.
AUGUCGUUGGCCUCACCUCCACUGGACCCAGCCCGAGAUAUAAACGACUCUCACGUCUCUGAUCUGAGAAGCGACAAGGUGGAUAUUGACAAUCCAAGCUCUUCUGUUGAGGAAGCAGUCGAGAAGGAACAUCCCGAAAUGAAUGAGAGACCCAAUUUAGUGCUUGACUCUGGAUGUCCUGCUCGGGUGCAGGUUGUCGACGCCCAGCCGUCUUUCAUGAGAGGUGAAUCACAGAACUCUAUGAUGCCCACGGAAUCAUGGCAAGAUACCACCGACAAGGCCUCCGAUGAUCUCAAAUGGAGAGAAGAGAAGAAGGAGAAGGAGAAGGAGAAGAAGUUUCAAGAUAACGCUACACACUCUGAGGCCUACGCCUCAACGGGCUCAGAGAGCUCUUCAUCGACGUUCGGUGAUGAAGAUAGCGACGCGGUAACCCAAGAGAUGCCGGAUGAUUGGGAGAUUGAGGACACCGACGAGAGAGCCGCAAGAGAUAACAAGACGUCGUUUGCUAUGACGCCGGGCGAGGAUUUGAGCCUGUUUCCUUGGCUUCUCUGGUAUCUUCUGUGUAUCUGGCGGUGGCUCCAGCAAGACUGGCAGGAUUUCUGGACAGCGACUCAUCAGUCCGGGGAGCAGUCAGCGACACCGGCUCCGCCAGGUCUACUAGCACGACAGAAACACGGCUCUAGAGGUGGAAAAAGACGAAGAGAGCGAACGGAAUCGGCAGACGAAGCGGAGCGGGAGAAACCAUCAGCAGGAAAGUCGAAACGUGCCAGGCGGCCCAAGGAGCCAGGGCCCUCUCAGCCCCUAGCCUGUCCUUUUUGCAAGAAGGAUCUCCAACAAUACCAAGCAUGUGUCAAACUCAACCUGACCAAGGUGCGGUAUGUCAAGCAGCAUCUCCACCGGAAGCACGGGGACAAUAUCGAAGACUGGGUGAUGGCCCGUCUCAGACUGAGAUCAGCCCCUGGAACUGAAGAGGAACAAUGGUAUAGGAUAUUUGACCUCUUGUUCCCUGGCCACUCGCCCCGACCUUCCACGCCGUACAACGAUUUUACAGUUUGUGAACGAGCACAGCCGUCCCCUGAUACCUCUCCAACCGAGGAAGCGCUCUACGUUUCCGGCAUAUUUUUGACGGGAGAAUCUGUCCAGUCUCUCCAGCAGUUUCUUGUUCAAGACUCUGCGUUAGCGAGUGUUGCGGCGGAUGAUAUCCGCGGAGCUUUGGACCGUGCCUUGUCUCGAGUUUUCAUGGAGCAAACAUCGCAUCAGAACCCAUCUGUUGAUGGCUGGCAGGCAAGAGCCCAACAAGGCUCUGAGACGGACAUUGAGGAUUCUGAAGAAAGUUCCAAUAGCCGUGGCUUCGUGCCGGACCGAGAGGUCCCCAACUCCCGUUUCAGCGACGACUCUGGAGUAGUCACGAACGAACAUCCAAGUUCCGCAACCGUCCAGUCGGAUUCAACACCAGAGCCGCAAGGGACUCAGCGUGGAGUUGAGGGGGCUUUUGAAUGGGAAGAGUUCCUGAAUGAUGAUCCAAGUCUGUUUAUUGAAGGAGCACCUGAAGACCAACAGUUGGGUCAUCACAUUGAUAUGGACUGUUGGUUAGAUGAAUGGCCAUUCACUAAUUAUGACCAGCCGCUUGGGGAAAGUUCUGGGGCGCAGGCAAGACAAAAGGGAGGAUAUUUCUAG